AUGGCUGGGAUUGCUGGACCGCUUGUGUUCUCCGUUCUCUUGAUUGUUGCAGUGAUAGGAAAUCCUGAAAAUUCCAAAGGACGGAAGUCAUUCAAAGGAUAUCAGGUCCUUUCCGUUCGCGCUGGAAAUGAAAUGCAGCUAGAGUACCUGAAUCUCCUGCAGGCUGGACCCGAAAUCGACUUUUUCCAAGUCCCCUCCCUGGCCCAGAAGACGGAUAUUCUCGUCCCUCCCAAUCAACUGAGGGAGGUCAAGAAAUCUCUCAGGAAGAUGAAGCUGGAUUUUGAGAUAAUUAAUGAGGACAUGGAAAUCACCAUUGAACGAGAGCGCCGAGACAUGGCAACACGAGCAACAGGUGACAUCUGGACAACUUAUCUCAUGUGGGAAGACUUUGAGCUUUGGCUGCAAGAGAAGAGUACAAAUUUCCCGGGAAUGAUGGAGUUGAAGAGCAUCGGUAAAUCAAAUGAGGGCAGAGACAUCUGGCAGGUCAAGGUUGCCGCAGAUAUUAAUGCACCGAAAAAGCCGGCCAUGUAUAUCGAAUGCCUUGCGCAUGCGCGGGAAUGGAUUACAGGAUCCGCGUGCCUUGGGACUAUUGAUAUUCUGACGGCUAACUACGGCAAGUCUGGUACUCUAGGACAACAAGCCACGUUGAUGCUGGAUAAAUUUGACUGGUACUUUAUUCCAAUGAUGAAUCCUGAUGGAUACAACUUUUCAAAACAAAACCGACUCUGGCGUAAGAACAGGAGGGUAAAUGUUGUCUCUUCAUGCCCGGGCGUGGAUCUCAACAGGAAUUUUGCAGCUGACUGGGGCGGUGCGGGUUCAUCCAGUAACUGGUGUUCUGACACUUACCGUGGAGGCAGCGCGAACUCCGAGCCCGAGGCACAAGCCGUUAUCAAUGCUGUGGCAGAGACCGGUGACGUCAGAUCCUACCUUUCUAUUCACUCUUACUCUCAGCUUUUAUUGGUGCCGUACGCAUAUGACAAUGUAAAAGCGCCCGACUACAAUGAACUAAAAAAUGUAGGAGACAUCGCCAUGUUGGCCUUGCGACAGGUUAAUGGGGUCAACUUUGUGGUCGGACACGGUCCUGAAAUCUUGUAUGCCGCAUCCGGUGGAGCUUUCGACUACUUCAAGCUGAAUGGUGUUAAGUAUGCAUAUGUAUACGAGUUACGCCCCGCUAGCGGAUCCGGAACAGACGGUUUCAUACUUCCGGCGUCUCAAAUUGAUCCUAGCAUCCGGGAAACUUUUGCAUCAUUUUACAGCUUUGCCGACCAAAUACCAGCUUGAUUCAAAUGCUAAACAUUAAUGAUGUAUUAAUUGUUGGUUUAUGAUGUAGAAAUAAAUAAAGUUAUUGCAUGUUCA
This is a messenger RNA of Saccostrea echinata, 1356 nucleotides long. Its product is annotated as carboxypeptidase A2-like. The record is from RefSeq and is a predicted model, not a curated record. Bases 1 to 1281 code for a protein of 426 amino acids. Gene Ontology annotation, biological process: proteolysis. Lineage: Eukaryota; Metazoa; Mollusca; Bivalvia; Ostreida; Ostreidae. The transcript is spliced from 11 exons. Gene Ontology annotation, molecular function: zinc ion binding; metallocarboxypeptidase activity.